UCCCUUCCGUCUCUCCCUCUCUCUUACUCCCACAUAGCUCUAUCACUCAUAGGCUCACACCAGCUCUUUUGGGCAUCAUCUCCACCUUCGGAGAUCUUCAUCAUAUCUGCGUUUUGCCAGGUGGACGCACUCCCCACAGUCACCAUUUCCACCCCGGAGAGUUCCACGCUGGCAGCGCAGCCCCUUCCCAGGCUGAGCAUCGGGCGGAAGACCCUGGUGGCAGCUGCUGUGGGGGUCAUGCUGGUCCUGGUUCUGGUGGUCCUCAUCCCUGUGCUGGUCAGCUCUGUCGGCACAGGCAGCACAGAUGACAGCGGGAGCCACUACGAGAUGCUGGGCACCUGCCGCAUGGUGUGUGACCCCUUCCCCAGCACAGGUACCGUGGGCACAGGUGUGCACUCAGGCACUGAUACAGCAACUACAGGCUUUCUGGUGGACAACGAGGAAGAUCUGAGUGAUCACAGCAUCGGCCCACCACUGCCUACAUAUAGUGUUCACGGUCCACAAGGUAAACCAGGACGCCCAGGCAAACCCGGACCCCCAGGACCCCCUGGUGAGCCGGGUCCACCAGGACCAAGGGGACCACCAGGAGAUGGUGUGGACAUUGUUCGGACAGGGAUUUUAGGGGCGGUUAGCACAACAACCUACAACACCACACCUCGGGUGGCAUUUUAUGCAGGACUACGAAACCCUCAAGAAGGUUACGAUAUACUACGCUUUGAUGAUGUGGUAACUAAUAUUGGUGGUAACUAUGAGGGCGCAACGGGCAAAUUCACCUGUAAGAUUCCUGGCACCUACUUUUUCAUCUACAAUGUGCUGAUGAGAGGAGGAGAUGGCACCAGCAUGUGGGCUGACCUGAUCAAAAAUGGGCUGGUCAGAGCCAGCGCCAUUGCCCAAGACCAGGAUCAGAGUUAUGACUACGCCAGCAACAGUGUCAUACUUCAUUUGGAUGCAGGCGAUGAGGUUUUCAUAAAAUUGGAUGGGGGCAAGGCUCACGGUGGCAACAGUAACAAAUACAGCACCUUCUCAGGGUUCAUUCUCUACGCCGACUGAAGGCUGGACAGGACGUGGGCUCAGAGGUGAAAGAUCACAGCUGGGAGACAUUUACUUUCUAACUUUUGCUUGGCAUUCUUGCAGUGAGGUUAAUGUUGCCCACAGCCACUGAUCCACAGUUAGAUUGUCUUUAAAGAUGUUCAAGUACGGCUUUGACAAAGUGAUUAAAGCUGUGGAUCUGUGGUUAUCGGUAACAGUCAGCCUCCUCAUCUAUUCAAUCCAUUGUAUGCUUGGUGCCUCUGUUGCUAUUGUGAUGGACACGAGCAGCGUAACAAUGUCAGUCACUGCUAUGUGUCAUGCUGGGUUGCAGUAACAAUUCUGACAGCGUAGAAGCCUCACAAUCACUCCUGAGCUGUCAUGUCAAAUUCAAGUCUGGAGGUCCCACAGUUGUGGUGACCAUACAAAGUAUAAAUGUGAUUAUGUUAUCUCAUGCCGUUUGUAUGAUAAGAUGUUGUGUGCAUCAAGAAUGAAGGAAUUUGUUUGAUGAAAUCUGUCAAAUAUUGGACAGAAUGACAUUAUGAUGUUUGAAUGGCAGAGUGUAACAAAAAGCUUUCAGUGUGAUGAUAUGAAAAAACAUGUCAUGUCAGCCCAUUAUAUUUGGCAUAUUAUAUGUGUAUCAACUGUAAAUUUGAUAUUGAAUCUUUGUGACUGAACACAGUCAAAAUGUGUCCAUUCAGAAAAUAUGCGUGUUGAUAGGUAGCUGUAUGAUUUUAUCAUGUAAUGUGCUUGUUUGUAACCGGUUAUUAAUUUGGUUGAUGCAUGCAACACAUGUUAAAAUGUUCUGUGUUUCCACAAAUGGUGAUUUAAAGCAAUUUAAAGGCUAGCUGUAGGCUGUGGGAGCGUUAAUCACUGUUGCAUUGACUUGUGGUUUUUAAUUAAAGUUUAGUUUGUUUUUG
Messenger RNA from Melanotaenia boesemani (Boeseman's rainbowfish), 1946 nucleotides. RefSeq names its product C1q-related factor-like. The record is from RefSeq and is a predicted model, not a curated record. NCBI's taxonomy places the organism in Eukaryota, Metazoa, Chordata, Actinopteri, Atheriniformes, Melanotaeniidae. The transcript has 2 exons. Bases 238 to 1050 code for a protein of 270 amino acids. Gene Ontology annotation, molecular function: protein binding.